AGAUUCAAAGUCAUGUUACUCUGCUAAGCAGCAUAUUGUUACUAGCUUCCUGUGUGCUGGGCAUAGUGUCUUAAUGAUUUGGAGAAGUAAAAAAGUGUAUUCCAAUAACCUUUGUUUAUGUCUUUAUGCUGUAAUGUUAAGGGUUCCAAUAGCAAAGCGUGCUUGGACACCCAGCCUGCCAAUAGCUUCAUCACAUAUUCCACUAGCUGUACAAAUUUACUUGGAUCUGUGAAAAUACAAAAUAGUUACAUCGAUUUUUUUUAAGAUGCUGACUGCAUAAGGAAGAGUUACAAGAGUUCUUGCUCAACAAGUGCUUGUUAUAGUUAAGUGUUUUCUGCUUUUCUAAAGAAUCCAACCACCUUAUAAACAAGAUUUACCAGUGCAUCAAUAAAAGGUUAACUUGAAUAAGGUAUGCUAUACAUUUGUGCAUGUGUAGAGUAUGAUGUACAUUUGUACUUACUAAUAGUAAAAUGUACAAAUGUGCGACAUAUCUCUUAAUUAUUUUUUGAAUAUUUGUUUUUUCGUAUUUUUAGCUAUAUUACUCAUUUUUUAAUGAAUGGCUCCUAGGGACUCAAACUGAACCCUGCAGCAGCGCUCCUCUGAACGAGGUGGAGUGUAGGACCUGGCGGCCGUCGCGGUACAAUAGAUGUGUUGUGCGUGGUGGUGCUGCUGGAGAUUGCAACCCUUGAAAUUCCUAGGGUGGCAGAAUAAAGCAACCAAAUUCAAUUAAAAGGCUAUAACCAACGGCUCUAUUUGUAAUAUCCACUUUGCCAAACGGAAUACGACGUCAUCUGGACGGGAUAAAACGCGUUAUACAAUGCGAACAUAAGAUAAGAGAAGUUGUCGUGGGGUUAUCAGUGGAGCCGUUUAGCAUGCCAUUCGAUGUAAAAUUUAUGGAUGCUACAGGAUGAAACGUAUCAGGACCUCCAGCAGCAGUGACAGCUCUGACAAUGAAAGUCCUUCCACAUCAUUCUGCUCCACCAACAAGUAUGGCAGCAAGCCGGGAACCCCCGCCUGCAGCCAGAAGAAGCCGGCAGAAGUGUUCAGGAAGGACCUGAUCAGUGCCAUGAAGCUGCCCGACUCCCACCACAUCUCCGCCGAGGACUACUACCUCCUCGCCGACACCUGGAGGCAGGAGUGGGAGAAGGGGGUGCAGGUGCCCGCCAGCCCCGACACCGUCCUCGAACCCUCCGUCAGGAUCAUCGCGGAGAAGCCCAAAGAGAUUCUGUACACGCGGCCCAAGAAGUACUUCCGCUGCUGGAGUCAGGACGCCACGGAGAUGGGCUACGUCAACAUCAACAAGCUGGCGGAGGACAUGUGUCGCUACGACCUGGACGACACCGACCUCCACUGGCUCCACACGCUCAACACAGAGCUGCUGCACAUGGGGGAGGGGGCCGUGGACGAGCUGACUGUGGAGCGGGCGCUGGAGGCCCUGGAGAGGCAGUGUCACGGCAACAUGAGGCACGCCAUCGAGACGGUGGAGGGGCUGGGCAUCGAGUACGACGAGGACGUCAUCUGCGACGUGUGCCGCUCCCCCGACAGCGAGGAGGGCAACGACAUGGUGUUCUGUGACAAGUGCAACAUCUGCGUGCACCAGGCGUGCUACGGCAUCGUGAAGGUGCCCGUGGGGAACUGGCUGUGCAGGACGUGCGUGCUCGGCCUGGAGCCCCAGUGUCUGCUCUGCCCCAAGAAGGGCGGCGCCAUGAAGGCCACGCGGGCCGGGACCAAGUGGGCCCACGUCAGCUGCGCCCUGUGGAUCCCCGAGGUGAGCAUCGCGUGUCCAGAGAGGAUGGAGCCCAUCACCAAGGUGUCCCACAUCCCUCCCAGCCGCUGGUCGCUCAUCUGCAGCCUCUGCAAGCUGAAGACCGGGGCCUGCAUCCAGUGCUCGGUGAAGAACUGCACCACGCCGUUCCACGUGACCUGUGCCUUCGAGCAGACCCUGGAGAUGAAGACCAUCCUGGACGAGGGCGACGAGGUGAAGUUCAAGUCCUACUGCCUGAAGCACAGCCGCUCCAAGACCCCCGGCGCCGCCGCCGAGCCGGGCCUGAGCCCCGCCCGGCCCAAGCCCGUCCCCACGGAGACGGAGAAGGUGGGGCUGCGGGCGCAGCGGCUGCGGGAGCUGGAGGAGGAGUUCCACACGCUGAUCCAGCCGGGGGAGCUGGCCCGCGACCUGGGCGUGGCCGAGCCCCUCAUGGACUUCAUCUUCCAGUACUGGAAGCUGAAGAGGAAGACGAGCUUCAACCGCGCGCUGCUGCCCCCCAAGGAGGAGGAGGGCAACCUGCUGGUGCAGCCGCAGGAGGACAGCAUCCACACGCGCAUGCGCAUGUUCAUGCACCUCCGACAGGACCUGGAGAGGGUGAGGAACCUGUGCUACAUGGUGAGCCGCAGGGAGAAGCUGAAGCUUUCUCAGAGCAAAGCUCAGGAGCAGAUGUUCAACCUGCACAUCAAACUCCUCAACCAGGAAGUGACUGCAGGCGUUCCUUUGUCCUUCCCCAUCGAGAGCCUCCUGUUCCACCCUCCGCCCCGGAUCACGCUGAAGCUCAAGAUGCCCAAAGCCCAGCUGCUGGGCAACGGCAAGAGCAGCUCCAAGUCGGGCAACGGGCCCCUCUGUCCGGAUAACAGCCUCAACGUCCACGAGCAGGGGCCCGCCGUGGUCCCCGGGGGCCUGGGCCUGGGCAAGCCCCAGCUGCACAGCCGCGGCAGGCGGGAGGAGCGCUCCAACGGCCUCCCGCCCACCUCCUCGUCCUCGUCCUCCUCGUCCUCCUCGUCCUCCGGCCACCGGGAGGCCAACGCCGUCUCCAGCAGCACCUCGGCGCCCGCCAAGCCCGGCAGCGGGAAGCCGCUGGCGCUGCACGCCGCGCUCCACGGCCAGCACGCCUCCAACGGCAAGCCCCCGAAGCCCGCCGACGCGGAGCGCAGGGGGCCCGGGGGCGGGGGCAAGGCCAACGGCCUCGCGGAGAGGUGCGUGGCCCAGAAGGACAUCUCCUGCCAGACGCCCGGCGGGGAGCAGGGCGCCCCCCUGGCCGAGGCGCUGUGCCGCGGCGGCCAGCCGGCGGGCUUCCGCAAGGCGGGCAUGGAGCACUUCAGCCGCUCCUUCAAGGAGGCCACGGUCAGCCUGGUCCGCAGCGCGGAGGACCUGCGCGGCCCCGACCGGCUGGGCCGCAAGUCGUCCUCCUCUUCCUCCUCUUCCUCCUCCGCGGCGAAGGAGCGGCUCUGGCCCAAGCCGGCGUCCUCCUCCUCCGAGCCGCCGCCCAACGGGGCGCGCUCGCGGCGGGAGACGGACGGCUACUGUCCCGACGCGGAGCUCAGUGACUCUGAGUCGGAGGUCAAGGGCCGCCACAGACAGAGGAGGGGGCCCAAGUCGCCGGCGCCGGCCCCCGGGGCGCCCCUCCCCCCGCCCUCCACCCGUGGCACACCGGCCGUGGCGUCGAGAGGCGCGGCUCAGAGGUGACGGCCGUGACGGGGGGUCUAGCGACCGCCACGGCUGCGACACGGCCUCUCCCGGAGGGGGUCGCCGCCGAGCGCUGCGCCCCCCCCCCCCAGGAUCCGUCGACACUGGCGGUCCGAACUCUGGGUGGGGGGGGGCGGGGUUAAGGGACCAUAGAUGCUAUCCAGGAAUAGUGAAAGACCGAUGCAUGAUGGGCAGUGUAGGCCGUGAAACAUUGUACUAGAUGUGUCGAGUCGUGUCCCCCCCCCCCCCCCUCCCCUGUGUCUGGCAUGGGCUCGGGCCGACGGGCCUCGACCCCAGAGGCUGAUGUACAGGCCCGAUUUUUCUUAGCUAGACAUUUGUAAACACACCCUUUUCGAAUUUGCAUUAAACUCCAAAACAACUCCACAAACUCCGGAAGUCCUCCUACACAAAGGAUAGGUUUGCCUUUGAACAGCUUUUGACUGCUGUUGUACAUAUGUUCACUGGCCACUGAAGCGGGUUGGUCUGAACUGGAAUGUAGAUCAUUUGUUGUCACAGAGUCCCAAGAGAGGAGGGUGAUUUGAAUGCGCUGAAUACGUACAUCACAGGGGCGGGGGGGACCAUUCGAGCAGAUUGUACCACACCUGAUUAGUCACAGUGAAGGACUUCCUCGUACCCUCUCCUAGUCUCCUUGAGAUUCUCCUAUCUGACAUAUCUUACCGAGGUAUAUAUGCUGGAAUACAAAUGUGUACCAAAUGUUCUGCAUUCCCAGGGAAAUGCAACUACACCGUUCAGAGUCAGGUAUGAGGUGUGGAUGGACUAUAUAUUUCCAGCUGUAUGCACUACUUUCUCUGCAGUGGGGAAACCAGACUCGUUUAAGGUGAAGAUAACAAACGUAGCUAUACUCUAAAAGAAAACUGGCUAGAGUUAUGGGGGUGUCUUCCUUCUGCUGACUGACUUUAUCGGAGACCGGCUCCAGCACCACCUUUCCAUAAUAAACGGUUCCAUGGGCCUUCUUCACCUGGCAGCCAUCUUGGUUCUUAACUCUUGCUGGAAAAGGGAACUCGGGGAACUGAAUGCGCAUUCGGCAGCCAUCUUGGUUCUAACUGCCAGCAGGGAGGUCCCAUCCAGCUCGCGCUGAGAACCAGGAUGGCCGCUCGGUGACUAAGGCCCAUGGAGCACUUCAAGAUGGUAACUAUUUGAGGUAAUAAUAAAAAGAGAAACUUUUAUCUUUUCCAGUUAGACUUUUUUGACCCCACUUAUCUUCCAUUAUUAUGGCUUACAUUGCCAGCAGUUUCAAAGUGUUAAAGUGGGAUGACAUGUUACAGUAUUUUUGUUUAUUCGUAUUUUUUCAACGAAUGCCUUGUCAAGACUCCUUUUUUCUUCGUUUUUUUAAAGAGCAAACUCGCAGAACCGCAUUUUUCAUUUGGCUGAAAAAAACAGUUUGUUUAGAUAAACUUCUGGAUGGCGCCCAAUGCACACAUGUGGUCUAGUUGUUCUGUUCCAUCGGCCCAUCAUACUAGCGGAUCACAGCGUUUAUCAACACGCAACAUGUGCCAAAACGUAAACUGUUCAAGAUACAGACUAAUAUAUCGUUAUCUUCGAACCUCUCUAAGGUGGUCACAAGCAUUUCUCCAUGUAUAAAUGACUUUGGUUUGUGGUUUGCCAGUUUGCGACACAUUUGAGAACUAUUUUCCAACCCGAAGAGAAAUAAAGUAGUACAGAUACUUCUGUUUUUGUAUACGAUCAUACUAAUAACCUGUUCUACUGUGAACUUUCUGCCUGGAGCCAGCGACAAACACUACAUCCUGACGGGGACUGUCAACCGCAGAGGGAAAUAUUCAGAGCUACACGUUUUACUGUCAGAAAAGGACCUAAUAAUUGUAUUUUCUUUUUUUAAGUACAUUUUUAAAUAAAUUGUGAAAAUGCAAUAUUC
Molecule: messenger RNA, 5348 nt
Organism: Gadus macrocephalus (Pacific cod)
Lineage: Eukaryota; Metazoa; Chordata; Actinopteri; Gadiformes; Gadidae
Gene: jade3
Product: jade family PHD finger 3
Exons: 12
Coding region: 908-3454 (848 amino acids)
Biological process (GO): regulation of transcription by RNA polymerase II
Cellular component (GO): histone acetyltransferase complex
Source: RefSeq, a predicted model, not a curated record